Symsagittifera roscoffensis is the source of this 4434-nucleotide messenger RNA. RefSeq lists its product as uncharacterized. The transcript is spliced from 7 exons. Bases 398 to 2593 code for a protein of 731 amino acids. The record is from RefSeq and is a predicted model, not a curated record. Lineage: Eukaryota; Metazoa; Xenacoelomorpha; Acoela; Convolutidae.
ACAGUUUCUACCGUUCUUCGAAACUUUCUUAACGUGCUUUUGUUUGUUAAUAUGCAGUUUUAGAAAGUUAUCUCAACAACUGUUCUUACAUUUUCAUUUGACGAAACAAACUUGAUCGACGUUUAUUUUUGGUGCUUGAAAAAAGAGCACCAGCGCGAAUCGAAAGUGAAAUUACGCGUUCGGUAGCCAAAAUGGAAACAAGUUACCCCUUCAAGUACUGAAUAACUCGCUAGAAACGUUACGUUAUCUCUGUGUCAAUUUAUUAGUUUUCUCAGAGUCUUUAAAAUUACUCGAGUUUUGUGACGCCAAAUUUUUAGUUUUAUCUAAAUUAUUCAUCUCCUAAAAUCUUCGUCAAUUCUUUCUUCUUACAUUCGCUCAAUUUUUCUUCUGGGUCUAAAUGGAUUCGCAAGACCAAGAAUCAAUCGAACAACACCCGUCGGGAACAGAUACAGCAGAGAGAAAAUUAUCUGAUUGCGAUACAUUUGAAAGAAAUUUAAGCAAGCUGACGCAAGAAUUGGACAAGAUAGAAAUCCACUGGCCCGGAGGGGGGAAAAUUAUUUUCAAUGACGAUGCUUCCUUGAAGCGGUUCAUGGAAAACCAGUACCCAAAGUGGAAAAACAGAGGUGAGAAAACGUCUGUACCAUGUGUGAGAAUCUCUCAAAUAAUAAUUCCAAACGAGCAGUUGGGUACAGAACUGCAGAAACAUUACAAAGCACUUCAAAAAGGCGAUGAAGGGGAGAGCAAAAUUUACAGACUGUUUGUCACUGAAGUGUCCACGGAUGAUUCCGGAAUCAUCAUUCUUCCAAAUGUAGACGGCAGCCAUAUUUUUGAAAAAGGCGGUCCAGGCAGCGUGGAAAUUGACAUGAUAGUUGCACAUCCAACGAAAGGAAUUUUCGUCUUUAACGUGAAAAACGAAUUAAAAGUAAAUAAACAAAAACUUCAAUCCGAUUUUGAAAAACACAAAAAUUUUGUACGAUACUUAUUGCGUUACAAUACACGCUCUACAGAAUCAUCUGGAGAUAAUGUUGACAAAAACGACGAUAAUGAAGUUCCAAUUCACAAUGUAUAUUGCUCUUUAGCGGGUAAAAAACCAGCAUAUGCACCCAAAAAACGUCCAGAAACCCAAGAUGAACCGAAUCUGAAUUGGUACGACAAAGAUGGACAGACUAAUCAAUUGAUUGUUUUUUAUCAGUGGCAAUUCAACGAGUUUGCAAAACAUUGGAAAGAUACGCUUCAAAAAAUUCCAGAGAUGAAGGAAUCCGACAAAUUUGACCCCCUUGUUGCCCGUCUUGUUGCUUUGAACUCCAUGGAAGGAGACAGCGCUCUAAUUCAUCGCCAAUUUGUUUCUGAAGAUAUUCAGUCUAUUAAAGUCAAAACAGAGAAACUAGAAACUUGGCUUGAAAAACAAAUCGAUGAAGUUGUACCUCAAAAAGAUGAUAACUGCAAACAAAAACUCAUACGAGCCUCGAAGUCAGUGUACAACCAGACAAAAAACGAAAAAACGACGGUGAUUCUUUGGACCAGAGAACAGUUGGAUGUCAUCGGCAAAGUAUUCAAAGGACUUACAGAUCUUUCAAAAGAUUCUGAACCUCUACGAAUAAACGUAAGAGGAACAAAGGGAUCUGGAAAGACGAUGCUGAUGAUCCAUUUGGCUAAAUUGGCCAAGAGCGUUCUCUUUGAGACGGGACAAACAGAAAGUAAAGUAGUUAUAUUCGACGGGUCUUCUCUUAGAGCUCUGGUUCUUUUUUCACAGAUGAAGCAAACGUUAAAUGGAUCAGGCAUUGAGUUUUGGACGGUUCAGAAUGUCUCCGAGAAACUUGACAAAAUAGGAAAGGGAAUUAUUUUUAUAGACGAAGAUCCUCUCACGUACCCAAAGAUGCAAAAACUUUUAUUAAAAUGUGACGAAAAAGGUGUGCAUUUCUGCAUCUUUUCCUCGGAAGAACCAGUGUUUUCGGGCUAUGGCCUAAGUAAAAUUAAAUUCAAUGACGUCAUCCUCUCACAUGCCAUGAGAUCCACGAAACAACUCCACACUUUUUCACGCAAUAUUGUCAGAAACACGAACACAAACAUUGGAUUCCGUGAAAUUUACGGAACACCGUCUCAUAGUCUUGAGGGAACCAACCGGCCGGAGAUCAUUUACGUUGAAUCAACCAAUGGAUCUGAAAUGGAAACGUUUUUUGAAAAGUGCAUCCAGACAAUAAUGAGAUACGCUAGAAUGUCCAACGACAAAUCCAGCGUUCUUGUUGUUACCAACUUUUUAUCUCCAAAAAGUCAAAUUGCUAUCGUAUCUGCUUUAAAAAAGGAAAAAAUAGCUUUGCGCUCUUUUUCGCAUGGGAUAGUAAUCGACAGAAACGAUGAAAAUUUACCAUUCAUUCGUUUGGAAUGCAGCGACAGAAUCUACGGAAGCGAAUUUGCAAGUGUUGUUUUGAUGCUAGAGAAAUUGGCAUGGCAAAGUUCUCAAGGCUUCAGGAGAACUUUUCGUGCGGCAGUAACACGUGCAACAACCAAUUUGGCCAUUGUUAUAUCAAAUACUACUUUUUUCAAUUCUCCGCUAGAAGAAAAAGAACUUACGGAUGCAACUUGUGAUCUGUGAGAAAAAUUAGAAAUGUUCAAGUUGUUAGAAGUAAGCUCGCCGGAUGCAUCACGUCACUGUUGAAAAUUUUUAGCCAAAAUUUUCAAACUGUAUUGAUUAUUGGUGCGAUUCCAAUAAUAGACUGUUUGAAGGAGACCGAAAUGAAUGAAGACGGUUUGAAUUGGAUCUCAGCGAACGAAGCAAAAAAGUACAGUUUCAACGCAGACAAGACAGUUUUUGUCUUCUCAAACGUUGCAAAAUCUUGUUCAAGGGCUGCACAAAAAUGGUAUCAACAGCAGAACAUUUCUGUUUACUUCUACGUUGGUAAUAACAAACUCGACAAUACGAUCUUGCAAUUACUGAAACUGCCAAAAGGUUCGGAAAAAAUAAAGAUUUAUUGUCGUAGGGAUCUUUUGCUUGACAUAAGUCAAUUCUCCAAAGACCUCAAAGAGCUGGCUGAAACCAAUGUCAACAAAACUUUAUCAGACAAUAUUCACCCAGCGAUAACAAAAACUGAGCCUGACGAUACCCACUACACUCGGAAAGAUCUAAGGGAAUGGUUGUCCGUUUACGAGACUCUCAUCGGUGAGGAAUAUCGACCAAUUUCGUGGCAAACGAUAUUCAAUGAUGCAAGCAGCUUACUUGGCAGAGAGUAUCUUCAGAAUCUCAAAACUCGCAAUCUAGAAGAAGCAGUUGCUUGCAGGAAAGAUGCGUCUGAUUUGCUGCGAAAAAUCUCCACGCUAGCCCACGAAAAUUCAGAAAUACACCUGAAUUAUCAAAUCCAUUCUCUAUUUUACGCUUUGCUGGGCGCAAAAACUCCUAUUGUCUGUAACCCAACAAACUCAAAGGAAUGCAAAACACCUACAUAUUUAUAUGAAAUCGCAGUUCAGAAGCUCCUCGCAUUUAAAUCAGAAGCUGCAGAUGUCAGUAAAACAAGCAACCCAUUGAUCAAUGAUGAUCGCUUAGAUUUAAGUGCACCAUACUUUUUUGAAGUAAGUGAGAAGAUGAAGAAGCGAAUACAAUUUAGAAAGAAACUGGAGCUCAUUGGAUGUUGCAGCGAACAGAUUGAUCAGCUGACGGAAGUAGUCGCUAAGAUGUCCUCGGCUGGGUCAGUUAUUCAAAGAUUAAAAGCAAAAAUUUGUUCUCUCCUGGCAGAAUAUAAACAGAUUUUGAACACGGAGACGAAAGCUGCUGUUCGGGGGAAGAAGCGCGAAGAAAUAUCCAACGAAUGUGCUGGUGCUGCACGUAGUUGUUUAGAACUAUCAGCCGCUCUACCAGUUAAUUAUUUCGCUAUUGACGCGCUAAAUUUUGCGAUGAAAGGAUUCCAUAUGAACCCUUCCAACAUAGAGUGCUGCGAUAUUUUGAUCAAAUUAUUUGAAAUGGAAAUGGACGAUUUAGCUAAAAUGAAGUCCCAGUAUUUAAACGAUGACGAAGAAACUGUUCUCAAGCUACUUGUAUCGAAAGAUGUUAAUGCAUUUGAAAUGCUUCAAUAAGUCGUGGAUCAUUUACAAUCAUUUUUUAAAUAAUGUAAUGUCAUUUAUCUAAUAUAUUUAAAAGUGUGUUCUGUAAAUAGACUGCUAACUAAACACGCCUGCUCAUGCUAAGAAGUUUUAGUUUUCAGACAAUUUAAGCGUUUAAAGUUGCUUCAGAUAAACUUGAUCUGGUAAACAAGUAGAAAAGUUUGUUGAACUACAUGUAUUGCAAUGAUUGCUGAUACAGAUUUAGAUUUUUCUAACUGGAACAAUUGUCCGGGAAAAUUGCUUGCAAUUGUCCGGGAAUAAAUCUAUUUUUUCAAAAUUUCUUCUAGUUUUAUUUUUUUAUAAAUAAAUCAAUAGUAGCAUGCUGAAGAAGUUUUGACAAAU